Hyaena hyaena (striped hyena) is the source of this 1635-nucleotide messenger RNA. Its product is annotated as palmitoyltransferase ZDHHC11-like. The record is from RefSeq and is a predicted model, not a curated record. Gene Ontology annotation, cellular component: endoplasmic reticulum; Golgi apparatus. Gene Ontology annotation, biological process: peptidyl-L-cysteine S-palmitoylation; protein targeting to membrane. Lineage: Eukaryota; Metazoa; Chordata; Mammalia; Carnivora; Hyaenidae. The transcript is spliced from 11 exons. The coding region runs from base 175 to 1257 and encodes 360 amino acids. Gene Ontology annotation, molecular function: protein-cysteine S-palmitoyltransferase activity.
CCAUCUACUUGGGUGCGUGUACGAUUACAUUUACAUCUUCCAGCUGAAUGACGGUGGCCCCAGCAGUGAGACCCUGUAGGAGGAGCCUGAGAACAUCACGGCACUGAAUUCCACGGGCUUUGGGACAGCCUGGCAUACGAGGUGGAGGUCCAGUCUCAUCUCCUCGAUGAUGUGAUGACAGCCUUACUAUUUUCAGACAAGAAGGCAUCAACAGCAAUCUCAUCGCCUGGAACAGGGUGGUGCUGCUUCAUGAUGGAUUUGUGUGGCUGGAGCCAGAGACAGGCCGUGCUGGAAGCCAGGAACAAACGAGCUCCAGUCUCCAACCUGUCUCGAGUGAAUGGCUGGUCAUGGCCCCUGCACCCCUUCCAGGCAUUGGCCUGGACGAUGGUGUUCAUCUUUGCCCUGGCCAACUUUGGCGUCUUCAUCCCCUUCCUGCCGCCUAACUGGAACUUCAUCGCCUAUGGUGUGACUGGCGGGCUUUUCCUUUUCCAUCUGGUGGUUCACUUGACUGCAGUUUCCAUCGACCCGGCAGAGGCUGCUGUGAGGCUCAGGAACUACGCAGAGCCUUUGCCUGUUUUUGACCGCACUAAACACGCUCAUGUCAUCCAGAACCAGUAUUGCCACCUGUGUCAAGUCACGGUCAAUAAGAAGGCCAAACAUUGUAGUUACUGCAACAAGUGUGUAUCGAACUUUGACCACCACUGCAAAUGGCUGAACAACUGUGUGGGGAGCAGAAAUUACUGGUAUUUCUUCAGCUCCUUGGUCUCUUCCUCCAUCAGCCUGCUCUGCCUGAUCACCAUCCUGCUGUUCAUUUUCAUCCAGUUCUUCAUCAACCCGGCACAGCUGCGCACGCACCCCCACUACAAAAACAUCUCUGAUGCCAACACUUGGCUGCUGUUCCUGCCCCUGUUCCCCGUAAAGACGAAGACCCUGGGGGUCCUGGGCAUUGGGCUCUUCGUGCUGUUGUUAUCGAUCUUCAGCCUCGUGAUGCUUGGACACCUGCUUAUCUUCCACGUCUACUUAAUGUCCAAGAAGUUGAGCACAUAUGAGUUCUUGACGCAGGGCCACUCUCAAAAGACUCCAAAAGUUUCAGCAGGACCUGAACCACUGUUCAUUAAAGUAAAGAUGCCACAGCAGGCAGAUGACGACCCGAGUUCAUCUACACGUAGGCAAGACUUCUUUCCCGAUCUCAGAGAUGAGGAACCCAGGACAUUCAGGACUUUGAGUGUCACCCAGCCAGGAGAUGACAGAGUUUAAUGUGAAUCAGCCUUGAGUCUAGAGCCAUGAACACUUCCCCUCUGCCUGUGUGGCAUAGAGAACACUCAACCAUGGUUUUGGACAGCAGACUUCGGGUCCUCAGGCAGCCUUUCUCUACGUCCUGCCCAGUGACUGUGUCUGAGUGGGUGCUCCAUGUGUUGAGCAGGGAAGAGGUUCAGGAACCAGCCGUGCCCACAAGAAACUCACAGAAGGAUAUCAGGCCAAGACAGAGCUCCAACACCCAGAGUCAAGUCAGUGUAAGCAGCGCUGUGCCUGGGGAAGCAGUCGCAUGGCAACACCUGAAAUAACUCAUUCCAGACCAUUCUAGGGGUCUGCUUUCUCAUUGAAACCAUGAACAUCGAUGUGAAUGAUUUUCUC